Messenger RNA from Naegleria lovaniensis, 1797 nucleotides. RefSeq lists its product as uncharacterized. Bases 1 to 1797 code for a protein of 598 amino acids. The transcript has a single exon. NCBI's taxonomy places the organism in Eukaryota, Heterolobosea, Eutetramitea, Acrasida, Naegleriidae. The record is from RefSeq and is a predicted model, not a curated record.
AUGCAUCAAGCAGCACAGCCUUGCCUUUUCAAUGAAUUCAAUGAACAGCAUCGGGAUGUUCCGAGGAGCAGGCUCACAACUACGAGUAGCGAAGAAACUCAACUAACAAAAACAAACCCAAUGAACGCAAUGAACAACCAUACGCAAGAUGCCACGGAAUCAGCGGAUUCAAUGAAACACCAUGAGGAUCAUCAGACUCUUUCACAACAAAAGAAAAAAAGAAAACAAGUAGAAAUGGUGUUCAUGAAUCAAUCCGUCAUUUACAACGCGGAAGGUAAAAAACAAAGAAAUAAGACUAUCUAUUCUUUGGAUCAUCCGAAGGUAUUGGAACGAAAAGAUCAAAUAUUACCUUUCAAAGUUUCAGUGGGUCAAACGGUUCAUGUCAGUCUUCGAGAAUAUAAAUCAGAGAAGAAUAUUUCUCAUUUUGAUAAGAUUACAGUCGAGCACUUGGGUUAUACCAAUGUAAAUAAUAUGGACGCUUCUAAAACUACUGCCAUUGACUUUGUCAAUGUUGUGGCAUUUAAGAGAAAAUCAAACGAUUCGAGAAUAUUGUGGAUUUAUGAACAAGUUCUGUUGGAUCAAAUAGAGGGUACGACCUUGCUGAAUUGUUCAUCUCUGAAAAGAAAAUUAGAUUCCAUGAACGAGAGCGAUGAUGAGGCAACGAGUGAGGAUCGCAUGAGUGCACGAAGCAGUAAUCAUGACGAAGAAUCAACAUACUCAUCUCAUAAUUUGCAAGUCAUGGCUGCCAAUCCACUAUCGUCGCUAUUGAUGUCAAACCAUCAACAGCAACAACAGAUGUGCAUGCAUCAAGAAGAAUAUGGUAAAAAGACCAAGGUUGAAUCACAACCUGGUCAUGUGAAUUUACUUUCGAUAGAUCCCGAAGACGCUCCUGCCAAAAAACCAACCCUAUUCCAACUUUCGAUUCAAAUUUCAGAAAGUCAGCCCUAUCACUUAUUUCAUCCUCUAAUCAAACAAUUUUCCAUCGAUUUCAUUGCACUUCAUGAGAAUGUAGCAUUUCAAGCUGGAGUCAUUAACGUUCAGCCAGUUUUUUCAUAUGAAAAUAUGGCCAAUAAUACAAUAAUGACCAAAGAUUUUAUAAUUUAUGGCAAGACGCCUCUGAUCAACAACUAUGAUAAUAUUAACACGUUCGUCAAGCUCACCAUCGACAAUCAAAUAUUUUUCACACGACAGGAUCAGAGCUAUUUGAAUUUCUACUUCUAUGGAGAGGAUAAAAGAAUGAAGAGCGUUCAAAUUAUUCAAAAUCCAAACAAGACAUCGGAAGGCCAACAACACUCCUCUGCCACAACUACACAAUCAAGCAGCAAUCGUGCACAUCAAGAAAAUCCAACUGUGAAUGACCUUGUGCUUUUUGAAUUUGAUGGAAAUGAAUUUUUAUUUGAGAGCGACUUGAAUCAUUGCAACAGCUGCUUGUUAAUGUAUGAUAGAUUUGAGAGACUUUCACGACAAGUGGGCUGUGAAGAAGCUGUUAAAACUCUACUUCACAUUCAGGAUGCUUUUGGAUUUACUCUUGUCAUGCAUUUUGCAGCAAGAGACAUGGCAGACGAGCUCAAACUUUGUAUCGAUUGGAAGGCCAAUAUCCAUCAAAAAGACAUGAUGGGAAGAAAUGCAAUGUUUUGGGCGUCACAUUUCAAAGCAGAGAAUGCUCAUGCAUUGUUAGCCAAGCACAUUGAGCGACAGAAUGCCCAGAGAGAUGUCAACCAAAUCGUUCUCUCAAACCAAAUUCGACGUGGACUCUACACUGCAUCAUCACGAAUGGAGAAGCAUAUGAAAUUUUAA